Molecule: messenger RNA, 1350 nt
Organism: Purpureocillium takamizusanense
Lineage: Eukaryota; Fungi; Ascomycota; Sordariomycetes; Hypocreales; Ophiocordycipitaceae
Gene: PUP1
Product: Proteasome endopeptidase complex
Exons: 2
Coding region: 287-1102 (271 amino acids)
Cellular component (GO): proteasome core complex
Molecular function (GO): threonine-type endopeptidase activity
Source: RefSeq, a predicted model, not a curated record
GCCCGGCCACCAAUCACGCCGGAGCGCCCACCGCUAGGGAGCUGCUUCCGCGCCCGUGUUUCUGGAGGCAGCUUUGGAGCCUCGUCAUCCGCAGCUCUGCCUUCGCAACCUCAUCCGCGACACUCAACACCCUUCAUCGCCGACGACCGAAUUCGCGACAGCCGCAAUCGAUCUCCCCACACCCACCCCGAUAACAAAUUCUCUCAGUGCCAUUCUCGUCAGCCUCGUGGGAUCGAGGAACCAACCCCGCGACGCUCCGUCAGCUGAAUUGCAGCGACCGCCCACGAUGCCGGGCUUCGACUUCUCCAACUAUAACCGCAACGCGGCCCUGCACGCGAGGGGCGUGCCUCUACCCAAGGCCACAAGCACGGGCACGACGAUUGUUGGCUGCAUAUUCGAUGGCGGCGUAGUGAUCGCGGCCGAUACCCGCGCCACGUCAGGCCCCAUCGUCGCCGACAAGAACUGCGAGAAGCUGCACUACAUCUCCCCCCAAAUCUGGUGCGCAGGCGCCGGCACCGCGGCCGACACGGAGUUCACCACGGCGCUCAUCUCGUCGCAGCUCGAGCUGCACUCCCUGUCGACAGGCCGCCAGCCCCGCGUCGUCACCUGCAUGACGCUCCUCAAGCAGCACCUCUUCCGCUACCAGGGCUAUAUCGGGGCCUACCUCGUCGUCGCCGGCUGCGACCCGACCGGCACCCACCUCUUCACCGUGCACGCUCACGGCUCGACUGACAAGCUUCCGUACGUCACGAUGGGCAGCGGCAGUCUUGCCGCCAUGAGCGUCUUCGAGACGCAGUGGAAGGCCAACCUGACGCAGGACGAGGCCGUCAAGCUUGCCAGCGACGCCAUUCUGGCCGGUAUCUUCAACGAUCUGGGCUCUGGCUCCAACGUCGACGUGGCCAUCAUCACAAAGGACAAGACGACGCUGAAGCGGAACUUCAUCAAGCCCAACGAGAAGAGCGCCAAGCUGCAGAGCUACGCCUUCCCCAAGGGUACAACUGCUGUGCUCAACGAGAAGAUCAUCCAGAAGAACGACAUUGGGCGGUAUGUCAGCGUCCAAGAGGUGCCACUCGAGGGCGAUACGAUGGAGGUGGACAGCUAGAUGAGAGGCUUCAUGUACAGACAGGGGCAUCCGAGGGCGCUGGAGGUCAAUGUAUCAACACACAACAACUGCGCUUCGGGUUUACUAGAAAUGGAAGCGUUUAUCUAACCACGCCAAGGCGGCAAACCAUACAAGUGCAAGUCAAAAUUGCGCAAAUUUAGGUGAAUAUGUGCGUGCUCCUGGAUGCCUGGUCUAGCCUAAACCCUGAGAAUCUCAAGCCCCCUCUGAAGAUAUAAACAACAAGAGUC